Molecule: messenger RNA, 2205 nt
Organism: Perca flavescens (yellow perch)
Lineage: Eukaryota; Metazoa; Chordata; Actinopteri; Perciformes; Percidae
Gene: lztfl1
Product: leucine zipper transcription factor-like 1
Exons: 10
Coding region: 300-1196 (298 amino acids)
Biological process (GO): negative regulation of protein localization to cilium
Cellular component (GO): cytoplasm
Source: RefSeq, a predicted model, not a curated record
GGCAAUGACGCUAUUCUCCGUUACCAAGGCAUUCUGAAGGCAAACACUAGCUGGAUAGCUAAGCUAGCCAAUCUGCCAGAUAAUCUUAUAGCUAUGAUAUAACCCCCGUUAACCUCUUCACCGAGUUGAAACAUAUGUCUUAUAUAGUUUACUAGAACCCUCGAAUCCAGCAUAUUACCAUUAGCUUCUAGUCAGUUCGCUACGUGGCUUAAAAUUAGAGGCCACCCAUUUUUCUUUUGGAUCAUAUCAGUCUACAAGCUAGCUAACUUAGUAACGUUAACGUUAGCUGCACAGCCACCAUGGCUGAAUUUGGGUUUAAUGAACACCAUCAGAAUGAAGUCAUCAAUUACAUGCGAUUUGCACGUUCAAAGAUGGUCCUGAGACUGAAGACUAUUGACUCAUGCUUUGAAGAACUCAAAGAUAGCAGGCUGGUGGAGGAAACCUUCACAGUGGACGAAGUGAAGGAGAUGCUGGACGGGCUGCAGGCGGUGGUGCGUGGGGAGGUGGAGAUGGAGCUGAUCAACACAGCCCACACCAAUGUGCUGCUGCUCAGGCAGCUCUUCUCCCAGGCUGAGAAGUUUUACCUUCGACUGCAGAGUGAUAUCUCAGAGCUGGAGAACAGGGAGCUGUUAGAACAAGUGGCUGAAUUUGAGAAGACUGACUUUAAAACCGCUAAGAUAAACCAGGAAACAAGCAAGCCCAAGCUACUAGCACCACUGAAUGAAGGUGGGGUGGCUGAACUUCUUAACAAGGAGAUAGCGAGACUACAGGAGGAAAAUGAUAAACUGAAGUCCAGGCUGCGGACUUUAGAAUCCCAGGCAAUGAGUGCACUGGAUGAGAGAACUAAGGCAGAAAGAGCUCUGAAAGACCUUCAGAAGGUGCAAGGUGAACAGCAGCUGGCUGCUCAAUUCCAGGAGCUCAGCAGUCUGGAGGACACAGUAGCAGCUCUGAGGGAGGACUAUGAAAGGUCUCUUAGUGCCAAAUCUGCCUCUCAGAAGGAUCUGCAGGAGAACCUGAUCUCUGCCAAACAUGAGCUUCUGCGAGUGCAGGAGCAGCUGUCGUUGGCAGAGAAGGAGUUGGACAAGAAGUUCCAGCAAACUGCGGCCUACCGCAACAUGAAGGAGAUCCUGACCAAGAAAAAUGAGCAGAUCAAAGAAAUUAGAAAGCGAUUGCAGAGAUAUGAGCCCAAUGAAUGAGUGCUACCCAAGACGGCUGGUUUAACAGGUGUCCAGAGGUUAGGACAGGACCAAAAUGUAUGACUGUGGUUUGGACAAGAAACCAUCAGUUCCACUGCUGUAAGACAAGAGAGACAGAAACAAGCGCUUCCGCAAGGAAUUGUUUAUUCAUGCUUUAUCUGGCAUCUUCAGAAGUUAUUGGCUUUAGUGAAGAGUGUGAGCGGGGAUGUCGGCAGUACACACAACUGAUCACACGAAACACGUAGUGACAAAUGAUAGCCUUCUUCAGCUGUGCUUUUUUUCUACGUCUCAGUUUUGGAGCUCACUUAAAGUAGCUAGCAGACUUCCCUCAGUGCUCUAUGCAAUUAUUAUCAUGUCCCUGUUUGAAGAGGCCUUGUCCAUUUGCUGAAUUGGACAGAUUCGCACUGUCUGCCUGAAGCGUUAGUCUUAUCUAUUGGAUGGUUACAGGUGAUAUUUAGCUUUCUAGCAUUAGGUAAAUGAUUAUUGAUAUUUUUAUCAGUCUUAAUUUUAGCAGCUGAGCUGAGUUAGACCCAAGCAGAUCCCAAGCCAGUUUGUUUGUUAAUAGUGAACAGCUUCAAAUUAAUGUUUCCCGGCCUUCUGAGGUCAAUCCUGCUUUCAUUUGUUACCUAAAGAUUUAAUAGAAUUUCACACAAAAAUAUUUCCAAUGAUCUGACAUUCUGUGAAAGUCUGAUCAUCGAAAAUAUAUCAAAAUGGCUGAAUUAAUUUUUUCUGCCACUGCAUAUUGAAUGAUGUGGAUAGUGCUCUAGAAUGAUUUCCCUACUUCCCUACACAAAGGGCAUAGAAUAUUUUUGUCUGGAAUCUUUAACUGUGUACUUUUCGUAUUGAUGUGGGUGAUGGAGUGUAAGAGAAAAAAACUAAAUGAAUAUAUACAUGAUGUUCAUGAAGUAAUGCUCUUGUAGAGUAUGAUACAUCUACCCUAUAAUACACUAGAUGUGCAUUUGUUUGUAUUGUGCAAAGUAUGGGGAAAUAAAAGCUGUUGAAAAGUAAA